Messenger RNA from Peronospora matthiolae, 813 nucleotides. Lineage: Eukaryota; Oomycota; Peronosporomycetes; Peronosporales; Peronosporaceae. The record is from the annotation of a GenBank genome assembly.
AUGGAAUGGCAGGAGGAAAAAAAGGCGCUGCUCGCGACGAUCCAGCGACACGAGCAAGCGGCAGCAGCGCUUGCUAGACGCUUCAAGCUACUGCAACAGACGCUGCAGGCGCAGCAGGAAGUGCUGGAUCAGUAUGAGCACGCGCUCGGUGUCGCUAGAGCAUGUAACGCGACGCGCCCUGCUGAAGUAGCAGCAGCUGCGGCCGCGAUUGGCAAUAGGGGGGUACGAAGUCCCCUCAUUAAACGUACUGACGUUGCCAAAUCGUCCUUAGGAGGUGAGUGCAUGUCGACUAUAAAGCAAAAUGGAGACGAAAAAUGCGACUUGACUACGACACCAGCAGCAGCUCCUGAGCCAAUGAUCUCGACGAUAACAGAGGAUGAAAGCACAGAAACGGAGAAAAAAGUGCUUUUUAAACCCCUUGCGAAGACCAGAAGUAACGCGAAGAUCCGCGCGACGUGGGCAGAAGAAAAGCAAAAGAGACCUUACACGUCGAUGUGGAAGCGCCGUCUCGAAAGACGGACAGCUAGAGGGCCACUGAAGAAGAAGGAUCCUGUCCGGAUAGAAGAGCACAUUUCAGACGAAGCAAGGUGUUUUCCGUACAUUGAAGUGGUACGCAACCGAGAAGAGAGGAAAGCAUUACCAGGUCAUGACUGCAUUGAGUGCAAAAGGUACUACGAUGCGCUUGGAGAGCUCGGGACUGUCGACGUGGCGGCUCAGAAACACAAAUGUUCACGUCAUCGUGCGAGGUUUGAACCGUACCAGACACCUGAUGAUUUCUGGAGGUUGAGUUUUCCCGACUCGGAGCCGCAAUGA